AUGGCAGCUAAACCAGUCAAACCAACAGGCAAAGUUCAACUGAGUAACGAACAUAUGGAAGAUCUCAAGAAAAUGUUACAUCUAAUCAAACAGAAAUCUCUUUUCAAUAAUCGACAAUAUUUAUCAAAUGAACAAGAUUUUGAAUUUACUGAAACAGCCAUUCAAACAACUAAUGAUUACGAUAAACAAACGAACCGACUUAAACAUCAAGUUGAAAUUGAUUGUGUUUCAUGGAAAGUUUAUGUUAAGAAAUUAAUUCAACUUAUUGAACAAUAUUCAUUACAAUCUGAAACACAACAAAAUAAUAAACGAACAUUCAAUCAAUUUUCAUCCAUGAAAACAUCGUAUUCUAAUUCAUUCGUAUGUAGACGUAUUCGUAUAACCUUUUCAUCAAGUAGUUCUGAUUCACGAGGGAAUAUUCCAAAGUGA
Rotaria sp. Silwood1 is the source of this 429-nucleotide messenger RNA. The record is from the annotation of a GenBank genome assembly. Lineage: Eukaryota; Metazoa; Rotifera; Eurotatoria; Philodinida; Philodinidae.